AUGACUAUGAAAAUUCCCUUAUUAGGGUCCAACCGGCAAAGCACAGGCCCAGCUGCAGAAGCGGCGCAGCCCGACCCGGCGGCGUUCACCCCGCCGGAGUCUGGCGCCCGCUCUAUAAAAACCUGUCUCCGAAAGUCAGCGCGCUGCCGCUUCCGAAGUCGUGGGAAGGGCGACCGGGGGACCCCCGAAAGAUGGCGCCGCCGUCGUCGCUUCUCCUCUGUGCCGGGGGGCGAAAGCGGGUCCCCGGCCGGGCGGAGCCUGACUCGGGGGCGGAGCGAGGGGGCUCAGGAGGCGGGCGAAGCGAGGUGGGCUCUGCCUAGCGGCGAGGCAGGCGGUUCCUGCUGUCGCUGCUGCUGCUGCUGCUGCGGCGGCGGCUGCCCCGCGCUCCGCGUCUGCUUCUCCGCCUCGCCGGUCCUCCGCGCCAUGGCAGCCCCGCGCGCCUCGCUGCUGCUCCGCCGCCGCCGCCUCCUCCUCUUCCUGCCCGCCGCCGCCUGUCCCUCGCCCGCCGCCGCCGCCGCCUCCGCCUCGUCCUCUUCCACCGCCUCUUCGCCGGCGCCGCCGCCGCCUCUCCUGCCGCUCCUGCUGCUGCUGGCCAGCGGCCCGGGCGGCGGAGGCCGGGGUGGCGGCGGCGGCAGCAGCCCGUGCCGGGAGAAGACGGUGACGGUGUCUACCUUGCCGGUGCUGAGAGAGAGCGACCUCGCCUGGAGCAGCAGCCGGAGCAGCGGCAGCCCCCCGGGCGGAUCGGGCGCCUCCCCGUCUUCAGCAUCUGCCGCCGCCGCCGCCGCCGCUGCCCCGGGCUCGGUGCCUCCUGGCGGCGGUGGCAGCGGCGACUCGCGCCUGCUGCUCUUCGUACGGAGCGAACUGCCCGGGCGCGUUGCGGUGCAGGACGACCUGGACAACACGGAGCUCCCGUUCUUCACUCUGGAGAUGUCAGGAACAGUAUCAGACCUUUCCUUAGUGCAUUGGAAGCAGCAAUGGCUGGAAAACGGCACCCUCUACUUCCACGUGUCCAUGAGCAGCGCUGAGCAACUUUCCCGGGCCACACCACCAAGCCUGCAAGAACCUUCAGAAAUUGUGGAUGAACAAAUGCACAUUCUACACGUGUCUGUCAUGGGCGGACUGAUUGCUCUCCUUUUGCUGCUGCUGGUGUUCACCAUAGCCUUGUAUGCCCAGCGGCGCUGGUACAAACAACGCCGGGUCCCCCACAAGAGUGCCAGUACUGAGGCCACCCAUGAAAUCCAUUACAUCCCCUCAGUUCUUAUGGCCUCCCAGGGCAGGGACAGCUUUCGUGGCUCACGCCUCCAGGGUCACACCUCGGUCAUCGGCAUGCCCAUCCGCGAGACACCCAUCUUGGAUGACUAUGACUACGAAGAGGAGGAGAACCCUUUGCAUCCGGAGCAUGGCUACAGAGAUGGAGAGUUUGGGAGUCAGACCGGGGUACCCCUGGACAGCUCGGGGAGGAGUGGAGAGAAGCUGGUCUAUGAAAAGAAAGCUGCAGAGGUGUCUCAGGAGACAGUGGAGACCCUGAUGCAGAAAUUCAAGGAGAGCUUUCGGACCAACACACCCAUUGAAAUUGGCCAGCUACAGCCUGCUGCCCGUAGCUCAUCUGUUGGGAGACGGAAACGCAGGAACCGGCACCGAGGUGGUGUUGGAUUUGGCCACACCAAAGGCAACUCAGGGUCCGAAGCAGAUGAUGAAACCCAGCUGACGUUCUACACCGAACAAUACAGAAGCCGCCGACGCAGCAAAGGUUCCCUCAAAAGCCCUGUGAACAAGACAGCCCUUACAUUAAUUGCUGUGAGUUCUUGCAUCCUGGCCAUGGUCUGUGGCACUCAGAUCUCCUGUCCACUCACUGUUAAAGUGACCCUUCAUGUUCCUGAGCACUUCAUCGCUGAUGGAAGCAGUUUUGUUGUGAGUGAGGGCAGCUACUUGGACAUCUCUGACUGGCUGAACCCUGCAAAGCUCUCCCUAUAUUAUCAAAUCAAUGCUACAUCACCAUGGGUCCGUGAUCUCUGUGGACAGAGAACUACUGAUGCAUGUGAGCAUCUCUGUGAUGAAGAGACUGGUGAGUGCAGCUGCCAUGAAGGAUAUGCACCUGACCCUGUGCAUCGGCACCUCUGUGUGCGCAACACCUGGGAGCACAGUGAAGGCCCUUGGCCAUACACAACUCUGGAAAGAGGUUAUGAUUUAGUUACUGGAGAACAAGCUCCUGAGAAAAUACUUAGGUCUACCUACAGCCUAGGCCAAGGUCUUUGGCUUCCUGUGAGUAAGAGUUUUGUGGUUCCCCCAGUGGAGCUUUCAAUCAAUCCAUUGGCUAGCUGCAAGACCGAUGUCCUUGUGACUGAAGAUCCAGCAGAUGUCAGGGAAGAAGCGAUGUUGUCGACCUAUUUUGAGACCAUCAAUGACCUGCUCUCUUCCUUUGGGCCUGUUCGGGACUGUUCUCACAAUAAUGGAGGCUGUACCCGCAACUUCAAAUGUGUAUCGGACCGUAAAGUGGACUCAACCGGCUGCGUGUGCCCUGAGGACCUGAGACCCAUGAAAGAUGGGACUGGCUGCUAUGACUACUCAAAGGGGAUUGAUUGCUCAGAUGGUUUCAAUGGUGGUUGUGAGCAGCUGUGUCUUCAGCAAACUCUCCCUCUCUUGUUGGACCCAACAUCCAGCACCAUCCACAUGUUCUGCGGCUGCGUUGAGGAAUACAAGUUGGCUCCAGAUGGCAAGUCCUGCCUCCUGUUGUCAGACAUCUGUGAGGGCCCCAAGUGCCUCAAGCCAGAUGUGAACUUCAAUGAUACUCUCUUUGGAGAAAUGCUUCAUGGCUACAACAACAGGACCCAACAUGUCAACCAAGGGCAGGUCUUCCAGAUGACGUUCAGGGAGAACAAUUUCAUCAAGGACUUUCCCCAACUGGCUGAUGCACUGGUGGUCAUUCCUUUACCGGUUGAGGAGCAGUGUCGUGGAGUGCUAUCAGAACCUCUUCCCAACCUUCAGCUGCUUACUGGUGAUAUCCGAUAUGAUGAAGCCAUGGGCUACCCUAUGGUUCAACACUGGAGGGUCCGAAGUAACUUGUACAGAGUGAAGCUAAGCACCAUCGCCCUUUCGGCAGGAUUUGCAAACGUCCUCAAGAUUCUGAACAAGGACAGCAGCCGUGAGGAGCUGCUGUAUUUCAUUCAGCAGUAUGGUUCCCAUUACGUAGCAGAAGCCUUAUACGGCUCUGAAUUCAGCUGCACCAUCCAUUUCCCAAGCAAGAGGAUCCAGCAGCAACUCUGGUUGCAAUAUCAGAAAGAAACUACAGAACUUGGAAACAAGAAGGAGCUCAAGUCCAUGCCCUUCAUCACCUAUCUCUCUGGCCUGCUGACAGCCCAGAUGCUGUCGGAUGAUCAGCUGGUCUCCGGCGUGGAGAUCCACUGUGAAGAAAAGGGCCGGUGCCCUUCGACCUGCCAUCUCUGCCGCCGGGCAGGCAAGGAGCAGCUCAGCCCUACCCCUGUGCUCCUGGAAGUCAACCAGAUCACCCCGUUAUAUAUGCUGAUCCAGGACAACAAGACCCGAGAGGCAUUCAAGGGAGCCCUCAUGAGCUCUUAUUGGUGCUCAGGAAAAGGAGAUGUGAUUGAGGAUUGGUGCCGCUGUGACCUCAGCGCCUUUGAUGAGAAUGGGCUCCCCAGCUGCAGCCCACUUCCCCAGCCUGUUUUGCGGCUGUCUCCCAACGUCGAACCUUCAAGCACCGUUGUCUCCUUGGAGUGGCUCGAUGUCCAGCCGGCCAUUGGAACAAAAAUCUCAGACUAUGUCUUGCAUCACAAAAAGGUGGAUGAAUACACUGACACUGACCUCUAUACAGGAGAAUCCUUGAGCUUUGCUGAUGAUUUACUCUCCGGCCUUGGAACUGCCUGCAUUGCUGCUGGUAGGACUCAUGGGGAUGAUCAAGAUGCCAGUCUUUACUCUGUCAUUUUCAAAUGCUUGGAGCCUGACGGAUUGUACAAAUUUACCCUCUAUGCUGUGGACACCCGGGGGAGGCACUCAGGACUGAGCACCAUCACACUAAGAACGGCCUGUCCUUUGGUGGAUGACAGCAAGGCAGAAGAGAUAGCAGAUAAGAUCUACAACCUCUACAAUGGCUACACCAGUGGGAAGGAGCAACAGACAGCCUACAACACCCUAAUGGAAGUCUCUGCAUCAAUGCUCUCCCGAGUCCAGCAUCACUACAACUCCCACUAUGAGAAGUUUGGCGACUUUGUCUGGCGCAGCGAGGAUGAGCUUGGCCCCAGAAAAGCACAUCUCAUCCUGCGACGGCUUGAGAAAGUCAGUAGCCACUGUUCAACUUUGCUACGCAGUGCCUACAUCCAGAGCCGGACUGAUACCAUGCCCUACUUAUUCUGUCGUAGCGAAGAGGUCCGGCCCCCUGGCAUGGUCUGGUACAAUGUCCUCAAGGACACCAAAAUCACAUGUGAGGAGAAGAUGGUCUCUCUGCUGCGCAACAUGUACAGUGAUUCCAAGGGGCGAUGAAAGACAGUGCCGGCCAACCGAGGCAACCCAGCAGAGGCACACCCAACUCAGACGAGUCAAGGACAUGUGGCAACCUGCAGUUUGAGGGAAAGGAGAGCAGAGAGGUGAACAACAGCCAGCUGAGGGAUCAGCAAGAUUUCUCCCCCAUUCCCCUUUUUUAGGUUCUGUUUUUUAAAAUAAUAAUUAUUAUUUAAGCAGGAAGUACAUAGUUUUGCUCCGUUCAAGGGAAAAAAAGACCAAAAAAAAGUGUCAUCCUUCUCAGAUGCUUUUCCUAACUAAAUCCCUAGCCAUGUGCUCCAAAGCUGAGAGCAGGGGCUGGAGAGAAAACUCAGCUGGUGGGGUGGGGGCCCACAAGUGGUGGCACCAACAGCUUUCAGCUGUACUUUAGGUGGGUGACUCACUUUAGGUCUUUGCUCGGAGUGACUGAGACUUGGGUAGCACGAGAACUUUAUGCAGGAAGUCAGAAGAACCUACAUUUUUGAAGGGACAGCACCCUUGAAGUAGCCACUGAGCAACUGACACCAGAUUAGAGCAGGGGCUUUGCUGGUGGGCUAUUACAAGAAAAGUGACACGUCAAACACGAACAAGAGAAUGGCUCCUUGGAUGAUUCUCUCUACCAGUGUCCUGACAGGUUGUUCUGUGCAUUAAAACAUUCAUAUUUACUUCCA
Messenger RNA from Candoia aspera, 5162 nucleotides. RefSeq names its product astrotactin 2 (gene ASTN2). Gene Ontology annotation, molecular function: inositol 1,3,4,5 tetrakisphosphate binding. The transcript has 26 exons. Gene Ontology annotation, biological process: neuron migration; neuron cell-cell adhesion. Bases 1 to 4494 code for a protein of 1497 amino acids. The record is from RefSeq and is a predicted model, not a curated record. Gene Ontology annotation, cellular component: membrane; endosome. NCBI's taxonomy places the organism in Eukaryota, Metazoa, Chordata, Lepidosauria, Squamata, Candoiidae.